CACCAAUUGCCUCGCUCAAUUCUCACAUUCCUCGACAUAUCUCGCCCGCAUCCUCUUACCCGAUAAGAUCUUGCUUUUCUCGCUUGUCUUAGGUGUACCUCCCACACGAAAGCCUGGCCAGAUAUUCUGUCUCCCGUCUCCCUCGCCACGCCACGCCGCCGACAUGGCCAACCGGCAAAUGACACGGCGCAUCGCCAUCAGCGCCGUGAUUUCGAUAUGCCUAGUCUUUUUCCUCUUCAUCCGCCCACAGGGCCCUCCUAGCCCCGCCGUCCGAGCUCCCGGGCACAUCUCCCACGGUGCGACGCCCGCGUCUGGCAUCACGAUUCAGGAGGAUACACUGAAAGGGGCGGUAGUGAUGCCGAAACUGGGUAAUGCCACGGCCAAAGCGGAGCUGGGCCGUGCAACUUGGAAAUACUUUCAUACUGUCAUGGCGCGAUUCCCCGAAAAGCCUACGGAAGACCAGCAGGAGGCGCUGCGCUCUUACAUUUUCCUUUUCGCGCGACUAUAUCCUUGCGGCGAAUGUGCGGAGCAUUUCCAGCAACACUUGAACAAAUACCCGCCGCAGGUAUCAUCGCGCAAAGCCGCGGCCGGAUGGGCCUGUUUCAUCCACAACGAGGUCAAUGCGAUGUUGGAGAAACCGGAAUUCGAUUGCACCAACCUUGGCUCGUUCUACGACUGCGGCUGUGCCGAGAACGAGAAGGCGGAGAAAGGUAGCGAGGACAGUCAGAGUAAGGAGGGACAUUCGGCGGCGAGCCGGGGCGAUGGGAAGCAGGAUCCGGCCGAUCCACAUGAUCACCUGGCCGUAGAGAUCUCAAAGGAAGAGACUACGCGCGGUUGACCGCUUGAUUCCUUCUUUGAGUCCCUGUGAACCGAAUCCCCGUUCUCAUUGCACUUGCACGGCGUUCUUUUCUUUUUCCUCUCAGGUUUCCUCACUAGAAGAACAUCCCCUGGAGCUGGUCUCUAUGUACAGUACUUGUUUUGAUAGAUUCCCCCAUAUAUACCCAAUGCGCGUGUGGCGCACAUCUUCUGCAGACCAGCCCGAGCCCGAGCGGCGCGAGCCAUCCCCGUACUGCAUCGACUAUCAAGCAUCCUUCUAAUUGUCCAUUUUGUUUUGACGGGGUCUAAAGGAUGCACUUGCAACGACAGGGAUUACGACUGUCGAUCUUCAAGUGUCCCUCGGGAGCGUGACCCGAACGACAUCGUCAACCCAGGCUCAACCGCUGUCCGGUGAUCCCAGGCUAUAAUUGCGUUGCGCAUGACCCGCCCGGUAGUGCGAGUUUGUUUCUACUCUUUCCGGCCACUUUGCCGUACAUUCACUUGGAGAUACGGGAAGGGUGUCUCGACGCCGUUGAUACUACCAUGCUACACUCCUGCCGACACUGCCGUCAUACACUAGCCGGUGCCAUCCCGCCGAAAUACAGUAUCUUGAUCGUCGGCCCUAGGCUAGCGGCGGCGUGAUGUUGCCAUGUCGUAUCCUUGUGAUACAAGAGACACCGACACUAGUGCGAUAAUGGGCGCAAUGCGCAGGCCCAUGACGAUACAUGGGAAAGAGAGCCCACCCCCGUCGAGGAGACUACGAAGGAUGAAUGCGCAGAAUGCGGAAUGUUUACGAAGUACAUAGUGUAUCUAGGGUAGAUUGGAAUCAGCAUCGUGUGCGAGAUCCUCUUGUCCAGGAUCUGGAAUCUAUGGUCCGAGCUUUUCAUCUUCCU
Molecule: messenger RNA, 1709 nt
Organism: Penicillium brasilianum
Lineage: Eukaryota; Fungi; Ascomycota; Eurotiomycetes; Eurotiales; Aspergillaceae
Source: the annotation of a GenBank genome assembly